AUGAACAGAAACCGAAUCCGGAUUUUAUGGUUUAAGUCAGAUUAUUUGGAUCAGUAUGCUAUGGUGCUUUCUGAUUUUUUCCACCCCUAUUUAAUCGAUUAUCUGUACAUGCUAAGCAUUAUUUUGUUUGCGUUAUAUAUUUCUUCCCGUAAUUAUUUCGAUGUAGGCAACAUUUUCCAAACCAAAAAUGCACCCUUUCUUGAAUGUCGACGCCCUUCCUCCGUUAAAAAGGGAAAAUAUUCUACUGAAAGGCGCAUCGUGUCUUCUAGUACGACUAGAGAGUCUCUACGAAUUACUUCCGUUUAA
Phytomonas sp. EM1 is the source of this 306-nucleotide messenger RNA. Lineage: Eukaryota; Euglenozoa; Kinetoplastea; Trypanosomatida; Trypanosomatidae. The record is from the annotation of a GenBank genome assembly.